Molecule: messenger RNA, 3717 nt
Organism: Linum tenue
Lineage: Eukaryota; Viridiplantae; Streptophyta; Magnoliopsida; Malpighiales; Linaceae
Source: the annotation of a GenBank genome assembly
AUGGCUGCUGCUCUCGCAGAGUUGGUCAUGAAGAAGUUGGCUUCUCUGGCAGCUGACCAGGUAGCCCUCCUCGGGGGUCUUAAAAGUGAGAUUUCGAGACUCCAGAGCACAAUGUCUACCAUUCAGGCUGUUCUGUUGGAUGCAGAGGAACAGUCCGGUCAGAGUCAUCAGAUCCAGGAUUGGAUUAGUCAACUGAAUGAAGUCUUUUAUGACGCCGAGGACUUGUUGGACGAUCUCUCCACUGAAGCUCAAUGGAGGAACCAAAUGGAUGACAAUCACAUUGUGAAUGAGGUAGGCCUAUUCUUCUCAGGUUCCAACCCAGUUGUAUAUGGUUUGAAAUUGGCUCACCAGAUCAAGGGCAUUCGGAGCAAGUUAGAUGAUAUUGCUGAGAGUAGACAUUUUCAUUUAAAUGAACGUCCUGUGGAGUCUACUGCUAAUAACUUGAUUUGGAGGGAAACUGAUUCCUUCAUUCCUGAUGUGGUUGUUGGGAGAGAACAGGAUAAGAAUACCAUUAUAGACAUGGUGUUGCUGUCCAGUUAUGCAGAGAAUGUUGUUGUUGUGCCGAUUACUGGAUUUGGGGGUCUAGGGAAGACAACACUGGCUCAAUUUAUUUAUAACGAUGAGAGGAUAACAUUUGGGUUUGAUCUCAAAAUUUGGGUAUGCGUUUCCAUAAAUUUUGAUGAGAAACUUCUAGUGAAGAAGAUGCUAGAAUCUGUGACAAAAGGUGAAGUCCAAGAUUCCACCUUGGAUGUUUUGAAGUGCAAUCUUCACGAAAAAUUAAAUAACAAGAAGUUCUUGUUGGUCCUGGAUGAUGUUUGGGAUCAUGUUGGCUACAGGAACACUUGGGAUCGCCUAAAGGGGUUUUUGAGGAGCACGGGAUCGGCUGGAAGCAGGGUAAUCGUGACCACGCGCAUUAUGAAUGUGGCGGAGUCAAUGGCAACCAGUGGGUUAAAGCCAUAUGAGCUACACGGUUUACCUGCAGAAAAGUCAUGGCAUUUGUUUGAGCAAAUAGCUUUUGCAGGACCGGUAAGACAGAGUCCAACAUAUAUAGAGGUUGGAGAGGAGAUUGUGAAUAAAUGCAGAGGGGUUCCUUUGGUCAUAAGGACAAUGGCUGGCCUUCUAUCAUGUAAAACAGAUGUGGAUGAUUGGGUAGCAAUAAGAAACAAGCAAGUACUUAUCAACAUAGAUGAUCAAGAGAGAAGAAUGUUGGCAACUCUUCGGUUGAGUUACGAUCACUUGCCUUCCCAUUUGAAGCGUUGUUUCGUUUAUUGCAGUUUAUUUCCAAAAGAUUAUGAGAUUAACGUGAAAACUUUGAUACAACUUUGGAUUGGACAAGGGUAUAUAAACUCAAAUAAAUCAUCAUGUCUUGAAGAUGUCGGUAUUGAAUAUGUCAAGAACUUGUUAUGGAGAUCAUUUUUUCAGGAGUAUCGCAGAGAUCGAUGGGGCAAUAUAAAAUGGUGCAAGAUGCAUGAUUUGAUGCAUGAUUUAGCUGUCACAAUUGCGGGGAAAGAGAUCAUCACCUUGAAUGCCUCAAAUGUAAUGGAUAGCCUCAGCUGCGGCGAUGUCAACCUCGAACGAGUUCGUCACAUAUCACUUGAUUUUGAGAACGAGAUAUGGGAAGUUCCAACUAUCUUAGGUAAAGCCAAGAAAUUGCGAACAUUUUUCCUCAUAAAUGUGCCAUUCACAGGUUUUGAGCUGGAAGACAGAGGAUGUGAGAUGGUUUUCUCAAAUAUGAUUAGGCUGAGAGUUCUUAGUCUCAAUAGAGCUGGAAUGGAGAUUGUCCCGUCUUCCAUUCGUAGAUUGAAACAUCUGAGGUACCUUGACCUUUCUGGGAACAAGAUGCAGACCAUUCCGGAAGAAAUUACAAGACUAAUAAACUUGCAAGUGCUUUCUCUGCAUUGGUGUAAAAAUCUUCGUCAACUUCCAAGAGACACUGAGAAGCUGUGUAAUCUUGCCUACCUUGGUCUAGAUGAUUGUGAGAGUUUGACAAGUAUGCCAGUCGGGAUUGGGAAACUCACUUGCCUGAGAGAAUUAUCUUUAUUCGUAGUGACAGAAGCAGUUGGACUUGACGAAUUGAAGCGAUUGAACAAGCUUAGUGGGGAGCUGUAUAUUAGAAGGCUGGAACGGGUGAAGGAUAAAUCUGAAGCGCAAGCAGCCAAAUUAGAGGAGAAAUCAGAACUGCGAAAGUUAACACUAAGUUGGAGUAGCUCAGCAGAACGCGAGGAGAAGAAUGCGGCUAGAAGUUCUGAUCAUGAGAGGUCAAUAUUGGAAGCGCUGCAGCCGCAUACCAAUUUAAAGAAGAUUAAGUUCUUGCAUUAUGGUGGGACGUGUCUUCUGACGAGCUGGUUCACUUCUCUCAGGAAUUUGGUUGGGAUCUCGGUAAUUCAGUGUGAUAAACUGCGGGUUCUGCCAUCCUUGGAUACUUUUGUUUCUCUUGAAAAACUGGCAUUGUCUGUGUUAGACAGAUUAGAGUACAUACAGAGUGGGAUGAAGGUACCAUCAUCUUCACCGUCGCUUGCUUCAAAUAAUAAGAAUAGUAAUGAUUCUCAAUUUCUUCCUUCCAUCAGGUCUCUUGCGAUCUACGAUUGCUGUAACCUAAUAGGCUGGUCGCCUACGAACACAAAGUCGCCUUUCCUGGCCCGGGUUACUGAUUUGGUGAUUCGUAGCUGCCCAAAAAUGAUUUUGGUUCCAUGCUUUGCGGUGCAAUUUGAGGAUGUGAGGUUAAUGUAUGUGAGCAGUGAGCUGCUGAGUGCAUUCAGUGCCUCUCUAAUUUCUCCUCCCCAAACGCGCACUCGAUUCCGAUCUCUAGCUCUCGUAGCCGUGAAAGGUCUACGAGUUGUGCCACAAGAUUUGUUGCCGCAACUUGCUUCUCUUGAAAGCCUACGCAUAUUGUAUUGCCAUGACUUGAUUGCUCUGACUCCAGCUAUCCUGCAACAUCUCCCUUCCCUCCAGGAGCUUUCGAUAUAUGAUUGUGGAGCUUUGGAGUUGGAGGACUGCAACGGGAAUGAUGAGAAUGACAUGGCACUCCCUGUCCUUCCAAACCUUCGCAUCCUCUAUGUCUUUCGGGUUCCUAAGUUGGUGAAGCUGCCGAGGUGGCUUCAGCAUUGCUCGAACUUGCAAAAGCUGCAGAUAUCGAGUUGUCAUAACCUCAUGUGUUUACCAAGCUGGCUCACAAAGCUCACUGCCCUGGAGUCUUUGGAGGUAUAUGGCUGCGAUAUUCUAUCAGGAAGAUGCAGCAGUGGGAGCACGGCUGAGGAUUGGCCGAAAGUAUCUCACAUCCCAAAUAUCAAUAUCGAUCAUGUACAGAUUCAAGAGGAUGGCUGCUACAAGGGAGUGGAAAAUGGAGGAGGGUGGGAACGGCUACUACUGCAAUAUAUGCUGGAAGAAGAAGCACGACUAUUGCAACAAAGGGAAAUAGAUACAUCCUCACGCACCCAAUUCUCAAGGAUGUUAGCAAAUUGCGUGGGGAGACUGAGUUGCAACUUGUUCCAGAGAUGUUUUCUAUCCUGAGCUACCCUGACAAUAGCAUUGCCCCUUGUGAUUCUACUACUUUAACGAUGAAGAAGACUAAGCCUCUGACUCUUAGGUGAGUUUAAAGUUUGUAACUUUUUAAUAUUUACUUUUCACAUACAUUAAGUAGAGUAUAUGGAGGAAUAAUAACUUUUUAUGUAUUCGUUAAAUAAACAUAUUAAUGAAGUCUUUCACAGUUUGGCCAUA